Xenia sp. Carnegie-2017 is the source of this 1656-nucleotide messenger RNA. Its product is annotated as tRNA (guanine-N(7)-)-methyltransferase non-catalytic subunit WDR4-like. Gene Ontology annotation, molecular function: tRNA (guanine(46)-N7)-methyltransferase activity; protein binding. The record is from RefSeq and is a predicted model, not a curated record. NCBI's taxonomy places the organism in Eukaryota, Metazoa, Cnidaria, Anthozoa, Malacalcyonacea, Xeniidae. The transcript is spliced from 11 exons. Gene Ontology annotation, biological process: RNA (guanine-N7)-methylation. Bases 11 to 1072 code for a protein of 353 amino acids. Gene Ontology annotation, cellular component: tRNA methyltransferase complex; nucleus; cytosol.
GCAAACCAAUAUGGUGGUGAUAAAGUGCAGUGAUAAUGGGCACCUUGCCUUCAUAAAUGAAACUUCGCUUCGUGUUUAUGAUUUAAGAAAAUUGUCUCUUGUCCACAAAUUUUCAUUUGCCUCCCAAGAAUCAAAUGGUGAAAUUUCAAAGGUGGAAAAUGAUUUUGAAAAGGAACAGAAGACAACCUUUACCUAUGGCUGUCAGUUUUCAAACUCUGGAAAAUUCCUUGCUGCAUUUAGUGACAGCAAAGAUUUAGUUGUUUUGAAAACAGAUGAUUGGCAAUCAGUUGGAAAAAGAAAGUUACCUAAAAGACCAACAGCUGUUUUAUUCACCAACAAAGAAGACUCUGUUGUCAUUAGUGAUAAAUCUGGAGACGUUUAUAGUUACCAUUUGAGUGAGGAAAAUGGAUUAUCAAACGAGGCUCUUCUUCUUGGUCAUGUUUCUAUCAUACUUGAUAUGGUGAUAACAAGAGAUGAUUGUUAUAUAAUCACAGCUGACAGAGAUGAAAAGAUUCGUGUCAGUAAAUUUCCAAAUUCGUAUAACAUCAAGACGUUUUGUCUUGGCCACACAGAAUUUGUUUGGAAGAUUAUCCUGUUGAGCAACUUGUCAAAUGAAAUUUUGGUAUCUGUGUCCGGGGACGGAACUAUAAGAUUUUGGGAUUACAAAGUUGGCAAAACCUUAUAUAUAAACGACUUUGAAACAUCUACAACAAACAAGGAAAAGAGCGUUAUUUCAUCAUUAGCUUGCAGCCAAAGAAACCGUAUCGUAUUCGUAGGAGUCGAAGGAUCAUCAGUACUACAUGCCUUCAAAGUUGAUGAUUCCUCGACAAUAGAACACCUCCUCAGUUCCAAAGAUUUGGUACUAGAUGGAGAAAUCUGCGGCAUGGAUGUUGAUAAAGACAAUCAUUUGUGGGUGAUCCAGUCAUCCAAAAACCAGCCAGUUGUCAUUUUUGAAAUCUGUGAAGAAAAUGGAACAUACAAGUUUAAGAAACAAUGUAGUUGGUGUUCGUUCCUCACUUCUGAAGAUAUAAAAUUUAUAAAUGAUGGCAUAAAAAUCGUCUUAGUCCAAUGAAUUUGAAGAAAAGUUUAUCAAAUUCUGGUAAAAUUGAUUAUUUCAGCCGUAAGAAAGAUCGCCUCGAUGACAAACGAAAGAAAAGCAAAAGAAUAGAAACAGACACGAACAAGAAAAUAAGAGUCGAGGGGUUUUAGAUUAAAACAAUCUGCUCGUUGUUGUUGAACAUUUUAUGUUGUGUAUGUCAUACUGUGCAAGCCUUGCAAGAGAAAAUAUCGCCAGAAUUUACAUUUAAUUGGUGCUUUUUGACAACACAAACUCAAAAGGAAUUUUCGAUAAAAAGUCUGUCGAUGUAUAAAGAUGUUUUUCUCUGUCAAACGUAGGUUACACAAACAUUUAUUUUAUGUAUUUCAGUUAACUUAUGCAUUGAAAACGACAGGAAAAAAAUGCAUGGUGGGUACAGAUAAAAAUAUACAUUCUACAAUCGAUAAAAGUGAAACAUUUAAAAUAAUGCCCAUUAUAUAUAUUUAAUUUGAUAUCAAUGAAAGAAGGCCUAAAUUACAAUUUAAGACUUAUAUAUAAAGUAAACUGCAUACAAGCCAGAGUUGAUUUGAAGUAUAAAAUUAUAAAAUAUGUCAUCCUUC